This is a messenger RNA of Mustela erminea (ermine), 542 nucleotides long. RefSeq names its product protein WFDC10B-like. Gene Ontology annotation, molecular function: peptidase inhibitor activity. Lineage: Eukaryota; Metazoa; Chordata; Mammalia; Carnivora; Mustelidae. Gene Ontology annotation, cellular component: extracellular region. The transcript has 3 exons. The coding region runs from base 24 to 332 and encodes 102 amino acids. The record is from RefSeq and is a predicted model, not a curated record.
CUCAAACAUCCAGAGUUAACAUCAUGAAGUGGUUGGUUCUCCAGCUGCUGACACUCUACUGCCUGGUGAUCACACCAGUGACAGGAAGUUUGAGAGGAAAACCUAUUUAUAUACCUGAACAUCGAGAUUUUAUUGUACCAAAACCUAUACUGAGAGACUGUGAGAAGAUUCCCAACAUCCACGAGUGCAGGAGAUACUGCAAUUUUGAUAUUGAAUGCAAUACUGGUGAUUAUUGCUGCAGUUCCAGCUGUGGAAAUGUUUGCAUGAAAAUUGCAGAACCUGAGACCAGCAUUGAGAAUGAUAACCCCAGCACCACGGUGGCAACUAUGUAGUUUCCUUAGACUCUAGUGAAAUACGAGGACACCUGAAGGGCGACAGUCUAAUUCUACCUGAUGUCCAGUGGUUCCAUCAUCUUAUCCCAGCUGGGAGGCAAGGGGAGGGAGGAGGUGGGAUCCCAGGGUAAUGUCUCUCUUUCUUGUCACUCUUUUCUCUGAACCAUUAUAUUAUCAGCCUCAAUUCCUUGACAAAUAAACUAUGACAGU